Molecule: messenger RNA, 5258 nt
Organism: Castor canadensis (American beaver)
Lineage: Eukaryota; Metazoa; Chordata; Mammalia; Rodentia; Castoridae
Gene: Wwc3
Product: WWC family member 3
Biological process (GO): negative regulation of organ growth; regulation of DNA-templated transcription; regulation of hippo signaling
Cellular component (GO): cytoplasm
Molecular function (GO): molecular adaptor activity; kinase binding
Source: RefSeq, a predicted model, not a curated record
CGCGCGGCAGUGACCCAAGCCACCCGGGCGAAGCGGGCGGCGCAGGCAGCGGCGCACGCAGAGGCGCACAAAGCCGGUUGGGCGCCGGUGCGCGGGCGCCCGGCGGAGGAUGCGCCGGGUGCAGUGGGCGGCUUUCCGUGGCCGCCCCCGCGCCCUGGGCGCCGGGCCUUAGUGCUGGCUGAGGAGGCGACGCGCGCGGGACGGCCGGGCGGUGGCGGGGCCCGCGCCGUCAUGCCGUGGCUGAGCGGUGGCCGGCGGCGACGGCGGGGACAGUCGCGGGAGGCCCAGCGGGAUCCGCCGCCUCCCGCGCAGCCCCAGCGGGAACCGCCGCCAGCGGCGUCCCCCGCCGUGGUCCCCGCAACCUCGGUGCCCUCCGCUCCGCCGCCGCCGCGGGCCCGGGAAAGCGCCGAGUUGCCGCUGCCUGCCGGCUGGGAGGAGGCGCGCGACUACGACGGCCGCGUCUUCUACAUCGACCACAACACCCGCCAGACGUCGUGGAUCGAUCCUCGCGACCGGAUAACAAAGCCACUGACCUUUGCUGAUUGUGUUGGGGAUGAACUUCCUUUAGGAUGGGAAACUGUAUAUGAUAAACAAAUUGGAAUUUAUUAUAUGGACCACAUAAAUAAGCUGACCCAGAUUGAGGACCCAAGAGAGCAGUGGAGGCGAGAGCAGGAACGGAUGCUGAAGGAGUAUUUAAUUGUAGCCCAGGAGGCUCUCAAUGCCAAGAAAGAAAUCUACCAGAUCAAGCAGCAACGGUUCGAGCUGGCUCAAGAGGAAUACCAGCAGCUGCACAAAUUGUGUGAGGACGACGGCCGCUCGUAUGCCAGCUCCUUCUCUGGAUAUUCAACAAAUACAAAGUAUGACCCACAUCAGAUUAAAGCAGAAAUAGCAAGUCGUCGGGAUAGGCUUUCCAGAUUAAAACGAGAGCUGACCCAGAUGAAGCAGGAGCUGCAGUACAAAGAAAAGGGCGUGGAGACCCUGCAAGAGAUUGAUCGGAAGAUGUCAAGUGCUCACACCAGCUACAAACUGGAUGAGGCCCAGGCUAUCAUGAGUGAGCUCCACACCAUCAAGAAAGCCAUUUGUACAGGCGAGAAGGAACGGCGGGACCUGAUGCAGAGCCUGGCCAAGCUUACUGACAGCUUCAAGAAUAGCUGCUCCAUUACCGACUCUCUGCAAGAUUUUCCUCACAGCACAGGCACGCUUGGUGACUCUGGCAUCCCUCAGCAGUUCUGUGAUGCUGGCUCUCAGACAGAUGCCAUGGGGGAGUUUGUCUUUGAUGAUAAAACAAGACUUGUAGACCGAGUAAGACUUAAUUGGCAGUAUGAGGAAGCCCGAAAGAGAGUCUCCAGUAUUCAGCAGCAGCUGGCCCAGCUUGCUAAUGAGUCAUGGCCAGGCAUGGCCGAGGCUGACAGGGACCGGCUGCAGCUCAUCAAAGAGAAAGAGGCCCUGCUCCAAGAGCUGCAGCUCAUCAUUCAGCAGCGGAGGUCAGCAGAAGAUGUGACACGGCUGGAAGAAGAGAGGAGGCGCCUAGAGGAGGAGAUCCAGCGUGCACGGGCCACAUCUGCACAGGGUGCCACAGAAAGAAUUCUACUUCAGGAAAAAAGAAGUUGUCUACUUAUGCAGCUGGAGGAAGCUACCCGCUUAACAUCCUAUCUCCAGUCCCAGUUAAAAAGCCUGUCUGCCAGCACCCUGACGGUGUCCUCUGGGAGCAGCCGUGGCUCCCUGGCUUCCAGCCGGGGCUCACUGGCCUCCAGCCGUGGUUCCCUGAGCUCAGUCAGCUUCACCGACAUCUAUGGCCUCCCACAGUAUGAGAAGGCUGAAGCUGAGUGUGGUCAGCUUCUACGCUUCGAUCUGAUUCCCUUUGACUCUCUGGGACGAGAUGUUCCCUUUGUGGACCCGCCAGGCCACUCAGGCUUCCAUAAGCAGAGGCGGUCCCUGGACACACCCCAGUCCUUGGCAUCACUGUCCUCUCGCUCUUCCCUGUCUUCUCUGUCACCCCCCAGCUCACCCUUGGACACGCCCUUCCUCCCAGCCUCGCGGGACUCACCUCUGGCACAAUUGGCAGAUAGCCUUGAGGUGCCAGGCCUUGGCUCCCUGGAUAGACUGCGAGCACAGGCCUCUGCCUUGGGAGAUGAAGAUUUGCAGGGUACAGUGUCGCUUCAGCCACAUGGAUUCUCGGGGGAAGGGGAAGGACUGCGUGAUCGGGGACUCCAAAUGGCUGCUGCUCCCACCAGUGGAACAGUGACUCUCCGGGAAGACAGUGCAAAGAGGUUGGAGAGGAGAGCACGCCGAGUCUCUGCAUGCUUGUCUGAUUACUCACUGGCCAGCGAUAGUGGGGUAUUUGAACCUCUAACCAAAAGGAAUGAAGAUGCUGAAGAGUCUGCUUUCGGAGACACGUGCAGUAACAACGAUCCCCAGAUCCACGUGGGAUUUCUGCAUGACAGUGCCAGUGAAUGUCUCCUUGUGCACGUGCUGCAGCUGAGAAACUUUGCCGGGCUGCUGAUGAAGGAAGACUGCAAGAUCCACAUUCGUGUCUACUUGCCCCCGCUCGACUCUGGCACUCCCAACACCUACUGCUCGAAGGCUCUGGAAUUCCAAGCUCCGCUGGUGUUUAAUGAAGUGUUCAGAAUCCCUGUGCAUUCCAGCAUGUUGACAUUGAAGUCACUUCAGUUAUAUGUGUGUUCAGUGAACCCACAGCUGCAGGAAGAACUGCUGGGCAUUGCUCAGAUCAACUUGGCCGACUGUGACAGUUCAAGUGACAUGCAGCUGCGCUGGUACUUCGUGCAGGUCUUUGCUAGUUCCGAGCCACCAAGGUCCAGGGAGUACUGGCGGGCUACCGAGAGUGCUGUGCAAGGUUCUGUGCAUCCUGGCCUUGGGAAGACGGAUGCAGUGACAGUGCUGCUGGCUAGAACUACAGCCCAGCUGCAAGCUGUGGAGAGAGAACUGGCCGAGGAGCGUGUGAAGCUGGAGUACACCGAGGAGGAGAUCUUGGAGAUAGAGCGGAAGGAGGAGCAGGCAGAGGCUGUGUCUGAGAGGAGUUGGCAGGCUGACUCAGUUGAUAGUGGCUGUAGCAACUGCACCCAGACCAGCCCCCUGUACCCAGAGCCAUGUUGCAUUGGUGUUGACUCCAUCCAUGGACACAAAUUUGCUGGCCAAGUGGAUCCUUACAGUCCUGAGAAACAUCAGCUCCUGCCUCUUAAGGUUGAUAAGGAAACCACCACAGAAGAUCUCUUCCCAGAAGAAGCCAUGAGCAUUGUGAAGGAGCGGCCCAGCCGCCGGACACGUGGCUCACCCUUUGUUCGGAGUAGCACCAUUGUCCGUUCACAGACUUUCUCUCCUGGAGCACGAAGCCAGUAUGUUUGCAGACUUUACCGUAGUGACAGUGACAGUUCAACGCUGCCCCGGAAGUCCCCUUUUGUCCGAAAUACUUUGGAAAGACGAACCCUUCGCUAUAAACAGUCCUGCAGGUCUUCUCUGGCCGAGCUCAUGGCUCGCACCUCCCUGGACCUGGAGCUGGAUCUCCAGGCAUCCAGAACGCGGCAGAGGCAGUUGAAUGAGGAGAUCUGUGCACUCCGUGAGCUGAGGCAGCGCUUAGAAGAUGCCCAGCUCCGAGGCCAGACCGACCUCCCCCACUGGGUGCUCCGGGAUGAGCGAUUCCGCAGCCUGCUGAAGGAAGCAGAGCGGCAGACUAGACAGACCAAGUUUGACUACCAUCAAGAACAAGCAGCUGAGAAGAUGCUGAAGAAGGCUUCCAAAGAGAUCUACCAGCUGCGUGGGCAAAACCACAAAGAGCCCAUUCAAGUGCAGACCUUUAGGGAGAAGAUAGCAUUUUUUACAAGACCAAGGAUUAACAUACCUCCUCUCCCAGCUGAUGACGUUUGAUAUAGUGCAUUGUGCACAUGAAGUAUUUAUCUGCCUGGUUUAUUUUCAUGAAGUUCUUAGAUUAGCUAAAUUUGUCUUUAAGAUAUUUGUGCAAAGCUAUUAAUAUACACAUUUUGUAAAAAAAAAAAACAUAUAUCUAUACAUAUAUAUUUUAUAAUAGUGACGGCAACAGGGCUUGGUUUUUCCUUGUUGUGAAAUCGACAUCUCUGAAGACAGGUUAUUUUAUAAAAGAUCACCUAUCAUGUUAAGAGUGUACAGUUUUAUGCUGGUUUAUUUGACUUAAUGGCUGGAAAACAGAAACGAAGUGAGUUCAGGCAAAUUCACUGUAUUGUAAUUUAUUUAUAGUACUUUUUUCCUUGAAGGAAAAUACUGACUUUAAGAUGUAUUUUAAGACUGAAAUUUUGUUCUUCAGUAUUUGUCAUGCAGUAGAGUGGAACUUGGGGCCGGUUUUGUUUCUGACACCCGAAACGCAAACACUAUGUGCUGAUAUUUGUCACUUGUAUCAGUUUCUCUUAGGUACAUUUACCAUGUAUAUUGUGUACACUGUCAUUCUCUUUGUGUUAUGUUAAAAUAUCAACUGUAGCAGUUCAGUCAUAAUUUGUAAUUCGCAAGCUAUGUUCACAAGCUGUGUAUGCGUUGCAGGGCUCAGUGUCCGACGUGUACUGGUCACUGCUGGCCCCUCCUUGCUGUGUUGUCGUCUAGUACAUCUUUCUGUGCUUAUGAUGAGUCUGAAGCUGUCGACAGAGCCUCCAGCGUUCCAGGUUUUAGCCUGCCUGUCUAUGGUGGCCCGUGGCUGUCCACACUGCCUGUGUUCAUCAGAGCAUAUGCAGCCCGCCUUUGCUACCUCCAAUUGAUCUGACAGAUGAGCAGGGUGGGGGUGGUCUCCAGCUCUACUACUGUUUUGUAAAGGAAAGUGACAGGGAAUUUGGUGUGCAUUUCCAGUGAGCUGAGGGUGAAUACAGAAGUUACUAAUGGCAGAGACAUAACCGUUGAAGGUGUUUUUUUGGUGGGGAGAAGGACAUGUGGGUAACUCAACUUACCCAGACAGUCAUUUACAGCAGUGUAUUUGAGUUAAAUCGGAAUGACCCCCAUAUUGAAGUCUACUCAGUAGUCCUCAUGAAAUCUUAAAACUAGCUCAUGAGGGGAAAAAAAAAACUUAAUGUAAAAGUAUGCCAUGAUUCUUUUAAAUAGCAAACGAUACAGUUUGCCUGGCGCAUAUUAUAUGUGCCAUGCGCUCUCCUUUCUGAGACCUUGAAUGAGUAAAUGAAGUGGUCACAGGAAGUGUCAAACAAAACAGAACUCUCUCUUCAUAGAUCUUUCUUCCCCUCCCUCAGAAAUGUCCCUCUUAAUCAGGUCUCUUUUCUAAUCAGUCUAUA